Messenger RNA from Fusarium odoratissimum NRRL 54006, 1437 nucleotides. RefSeq lists its product as uncharacterized. Bases 1 to 1437 code for a protein of 478 amino acids. The record is from RefSeq and is a predicted model, not a curated record. The transcript has a single exon. Lineage: Eukaryota; Fungi; Ascomycota; Sordariomycetes; Hypocreales; Nectriaceae.
AUGGCUCCAAAAGGCCACCGGCAUGGCCCGUCAAGUAGUAUGUUUGCUCAGAUUACUGAGCCCAUACCUCUUCCUACUCGCUUUGCCCGAAUCAAGAGAGAUUUGAUUGAGGGUAAAGAAUCUCAAAUCAAGAGUUCCUGGAUAAGACUGCUUGUCAAGUUAAACACUGAAAUCGAUAUCAUCGCCAAAGCCGGUUCGGAUAUCUACCCAUCUAUUGAUUUUAACGAUCUCAAAGAGUCUUCAGUUGCAGACGACUUUUCUUCAAAACUAAAAGAUCGAGGUGUCGCUGUUGUUCGGAAUGUAGUUCCUCAUGAUCUGGCUACGAAAUGGAAGGCAGAUACCGACGCCCACUUAGGAGACCUUCAGGCUCAACGAUUGCCCACCCAUGAUCCGCAUCUUUACGGAGUUUACUGGUCUCCUGGGCAGAUCAAAUCUCGAGCCCAUCCGAACAUUCUCUAUACUCAACGUUUCCUAAUGAAUUUAUGGCACUCGUCUGACCCAGAAGCGCUUGUGAGCCCCAAUUUUCCCAUCAGCUAUGCCGACCGCAUGAGGGUCAGGAGACCUGAGGAUGAGACAUGUUCCCUCAGCGUAUAUGUUGACGGAGGAAGCGUGGAGCGUUGGGAGCCGGAUGGCUAUGGUUCAGCAGCGACUUAUCAACGCAUUUGGGAUGGUCGUUGGGAGGAUUGGGAUCCGUGGGAAAGCAGCACUCGACUAAAAGUGACAAGCGAUUUAUACAAUGGUGACGGCUCAUGCAGCGUCUUCCGCAUGCUUCAGGGCUGGGUCGCUUUGAGUGAGGUUCCUUUUGGCCAUGGCACCCUUCUCUUGUGUCCCAUGAUUCGACUCACAACUGCAUAUCUUCUUCUGCGCCCCUUUUUCGUGCCUGAAGAAUCCUCACCGGCAAGCCCAGACUUUCUUACGCCAGGAAACUGGAUCCUUGAAGAGCCACCUUCGUCUGUGAUCCAAGGUGCAUUGCCGUCUUACCCACAGGAGCUCAAUGAUGCAUUACAUCCUCAUCUACAGCUUCAUCGGAGCAUGAUCCCCAUACCAAAACUUGAUCCUGGUGAUUACCUUGUCUGGCACUGCGAUACCGUCUACGCCCUUGACCGUCUCCGUCGCCCAGACAUCCCUCCUACAACAAUUAUAUAUCUUCCAGCCUGUCCAUUAACUCAGACAAAUGCCCUAUAUCUUGCCCAUCAGCGCAAGGGUUUUCUACAUGGGGAAGCCGGCCCUGACUUUACCGGAGCCCCUACAGGCGAUGUCAAUGUAGGGGGAGAGCAGGCCGUUCGAGAGGUUGGUGAGGCAGGCGGUGUAGACGGCAUGCGUGCAAUGGGGCUAUUGCCGUGGGAUGAGGACGAAGCUCAAGAUGACCUUGAGUAUGCAGUAUUGGAAAUGGCAAAUGGUGUAUUAUUUCCAGAAAAGUAUGAUGAAACCUACUGA